Molecule: messenger RNA, 978 nt
Organism: Vombatus ursinus (common wombat)
Lineage: Eukaryota; Metazoa; Chordata; Mammalia; Diprotodontia; Vombatidae
Gene: PLPPR1
Product: phospholipid phosphatase related 1
Exons: 7
Coding region: 1-978 (325 amino acids)
Biological process (GO): signal transduction; phospholipid metabolic process; phospholipid dephosphorylation
Molecular function (GO): phosphatidate phosphatase activity
Source: RefSeq, a predicted model, not a curated record
AUGGCUAUUGGAAACAACACACAGAGAAGCUAUUCCAUCAUCCCCUGUUUCAUAUUUGUGGAGCUUGUCAUCAUGGCUGGGACCGUUCUCCUCGCCUACUACUUCGAGUGUACUGACACUUUCCAGGUGCAUAUCCAAGGAUUCUUCUGUCAGGACGGAGACUUGAUGAAGCCUUACCCUGGGACAGAGGAAGAAAGCUUCAUCUCGCCUCUCAUGCUAUACUGCGUGUUGGCUGCAACCCCCACUGCUAUUAUUUUUAUCGGGGAGCUGUCCAUGUAUUUCAUAAAGUCUACCAGAGAAACCUUGAUCGCCCAGGAGAAAAUGAUUUUGACUGGAGAGUGCUGUUACCUGAGCCCUCUGCUCCGAAGGAUCAUCCGAUUUAUAGGGGUGUUUGCCUUUGGACUUUUUGCUACUGACAUAUUUGUAAAUGCCGGCCAAGUGGUAACCGGGAACCUGGCACCUUACUUCCUCACAGUGUGUAAGCCCAACUACACCAGCACAUCUUGCCGAACUCACCAGCAGUUCAUCAAUAAUGGGAACAUCUGCACUGGUGACCUGGAAGUGAUUGAAAAGGCCCGGAGAUCCUUUCCCUCCAAACACGCUGCUUUGAGCAUUUACUCAGCUCUGUAUGUUACGAUGUACAUCACAAGCACCAUCAAAACAAAAAGCAGUAGACUGGCAAAACCCGUCUUGUGCCUGGGAACCCUCUGCACAGCAUUCCUCACAGGCCUGAACCGAAUCUCUGAGUAUCGGAACCACUGCUCAGAUGUGAUUGCAGGCUUCAUUCUGGGCACAGCUGUGGCCCUGUUCCUGGGAAUGUGUGUUGUACAUAAUUUCAAAGGAACACGUGGCUCUCCUUCUAAACCCAAACCUGAGGAUCCCCGAGAAAUGCCCCUAAUGGCCUUCCCCAGAGUAGAAAGUCCUCUGGAGACCCUGAGUGCACAGAAUCACUCGGCCUCCAUGACUGAAGUUACUUGA